Molecule: messenger RNA, 201 nt
Organism: Racocetra persica
Lineage: Eukaryota; Fungi; Glomeromycota; Glomeromycetes; Diversisporales; Gigasporaceae
Source: the annotation of a GenBank genome assembly
ACAUUGUCAUCAUGCGUUGGGAUUGCAUCUGUUAGUAGUGAGAUAUUUCCUACUGUCGAUCAUAUACUUUUAGAAUACUUGACUCCGCAUAUUCUUUCUAUCGAAUGUGUUGAAAUGGCUCAGUGUUUAUAUUUUGAUGCAGUAUUGGCUGAUUUAACAAUGACUGGAUUAGAUGAUGAAAAUGAAGAUAUAGAUGAUUGA